Messenger RNA from Durotheca rogersii, 2335 nucleotides. RefSeq names its product glycoside hydrolase family 79 protein. The record is from RefSeq and is a predicted model, not a curated record. Bases 179 to 1837 code for a protein of 552 amino acids. The transcript has 3 exons. NCBI's taxonomy places the organism in Eukaryota, Fungi, Ascomycota, Sordariomycetes, Xylariales, Xylariaceae.
UAAGUGACAUAGGAGAGAGACUUCAACCUCGCGUGAAAAUAAACACCCAAUAUUGAUAUUGCCUACGCCCAACCACGCCGGGCAGGUGCUUCAAACACGAGUACGUGUGCUUUCAAGCUCAACCAGGCAUCCAUCCACGUAGGGGGCCAGCGAGAUAUACACCUACGUGCGCAACACCAUGCGUGGUCCUACGGCGAUGCUCGCGCAAGCACCGCUCAGCCUGGCCCUGGCGCGGCCCGUUAUCUUCGACGUCAGCAGCACCGCGGCCGCGGCAAACGCCAGCACGCCCUUCGACGGGUUCGUGAGCUACUCGAUCGAAUUCUCGUCGUUCCCGGACUACGCCGGUAACAAGUCGCACCCGAACACGUUCUCCUACGCCCUGCUCGCCAACCUCGGCGCCGUCUCCGGCCCCGGCGGCGCGCCGCUGCCCUGCGUCCGCGUCGGCGGCAACACCCAGGACUACGCCCUCUUCGAUCCGGACCUAGCCGUCGCCCUUAACGGGACCUAUGACCCGGCGCGGUCGCCUGACUACCCGACCACGCUCGCCGUCGGCCCGUCCUUCUUCGAGUCGUACGCCGCCUGGCCCGCCGGCGUCCGGUUCACCCACGGCUUCAACCUCGGCGGCAACCACGCCCCCGCGGCCCGCCGCCGCGACACCCUGCUGCGCACCGCCGCGCUCGUCUGCCGCGCACUCGGCGGCGGCGGCGGCGCCGCGCUGCACGCCCUAGAAUACGGUAACGAGCCCGACCUCUUCGCCACCAGCGCCCAGGGCCCCGUCCGCCCCCUCACUUACGAUGAGCCCGCCUACGUCGCCGAGUGGCUUAACGGCACUCGCGCGAUCCGCGACGUCUUCGCGGAGCAUUGCCCCGACCUAUUACGCGAUGGAGAGCUCCCAUUCGUCGCGCCCUCCUUCGCCGGCACGCGCAACCACCUGAGGGCACCGCAGGCUUGGGCAGCGGGCCUCGACGCCGAUCGCAAUAUCAAGUACUUCUCCUCGCACAACUACAUCUCGGGCGCCGACACGCCGGGCGUGACGCUGCAGGGCACGCUGAUGAACCACACGCGGACGCAGCUCAGCGUCGCCGCGCACGCGGCCGAGUACGCCUCGCUGGGCGCGCUCUCGCACCCGCUGCCGCCCCUCAUCCUGGGCGAGACGAACUCGCUCUACAACCAGGGCCGCCGCGGGCUCUCGGACACGUUCGGCGCGGCGCUGUGGGGCGUCGACUUCGCGCUGGCCGCGGCCGCCGCGGGCGUCCGCCGCGUCUACUUCCACACCGGCGUGGGCUACCGCUACGCGGCCUGGCAGCCCGGCGCCGUGCGCCCGCCGUACUACGGGCACGUCGCGGUGGCCGCGUUCCUGGGCGCGCCGGCCGGCGCCGCCUCCGACGCGGCGGGCGAGCGCGCGGCCGUCAGCGUCGCCGCCCUCGAGCCCCGCCGCCGCCCCGCCGACCCGCACGCCGACGCCGCCUACGCCGCCUACGCGCCCGGCGGCGCCCUCGCCCGCCUGCUCGUGCUCAACCUGCGCGCCUACAACUACACGCUCGGCGGCGGCGGCGGGCCCGAGCUCAACCCGGAGCCGCGGCCGCAGCGCACGUACCGCUUCCGCGUGUCCGCGUUCCCGCCCCCGGCCCCCCGCGCCGCCGCCGUCCGCCGCCUGCGCGCCAACGGCAGCGACGCCGUCGCCGGCCUGUCCUGGGACCGCUGGAGCUACGAGUCCGGGCGCCCCCGCCGCCUCGCCGACGCGACGCUCCGCGAGCUCGUCCCCGUCGGCCCCGGCGGCGUCCUCGAGCUCCGCGUCCCCGACUCCGAGGCCGCGGUGCUGGACUUUCUGCGCUGAGCGCGGCGGCGCGGGCGCGGCUGCGAACACUCGCGGGGAAAGAAAGGGGCUGGUCGGGGAAAGGAAUAGGGGGUGGAAGGGGAGACGAUACGUACGCGCUGGAGGCGAGCAGGGUCGCGCGGCUGUUCCUGCUUAGGGCCGGGUUCUCGUCGUGUGAGGAGGAGACAGUUACCGUAGGAAUUCCACGUUAGUCCAGAGUGAGAGGCACGCCGGUAAGCGCCGCCCAUGCAACAACGUGUAUCCGGCACGCAUCCCUUCCCACAAUGGGGUUAGCCACGGCCGGCGCCAGGCUCGUAACGGGACGGGACAGGAUGGGACGUUGCACCAAGCACGUUGCAUCCCAGCCGGUUGCAGCAGAGUGACUAUUGGAUAGGCUACUUAAGAGGUAUACGCAUAUCCUCGCCUCUGCAGUCGGGUGACGAGGCCGUCGAUAAUGACCGUAGAAUUUGUCAUAUACAUAAGAUAGAAACGGAGCCGCCGCCCCAGUUCGGUAUCUCU